CCAAUUAGUCGAGAGGUGAUACGAGAGGCCGUUAGCCCGCGGCCGGCCGAUGCGACGCACGUCCCGCUCCGCCGCCGACAGUCGCAUUCGCGCCGCAGACCAUCGCAGCCGUGUCAAGUGUCGUGCUCGUGAUGUGUGAUACGUGAAGUUCCACUGUGUUUCCACUGUUGAUAUCGUUCAAGUGUGUCACUAUCCACCAUGAGUGAAGCGUCGCUGAAAGAAGAUCCUCUCACGAGGAUUCAGAGGGAGAUAAUCGAGGUGACGGAGAGGGAGCGCGAGUUCAAGGAGGGGCACUUCAGAAUGAACAGGCUCCUCUCGGAGUCCACCGUGGACGUAGCCAAGCAGAACGGGCACGUGAACGGUGAUGCCACGGACAAACCACAGCGGGCUCUGAGCCGCGCCGUCUCCACCUCGCAGCUGCUGGGCCCUAUAGCACCCUCGCCGCCGCCCGCGCAAACGCUGCUCCAUACGAACGGCUACACGCGCAGGUUCACCCCCCAGACGGGGACCAAGGGCAUCAUGCAGCGGUUCAUCGCCAGCAAGGGCAAGCUGUCAGUGGGAACGUCCCCGGUGUCGCCCACCUCGCCGGUGGGCCAGGCGCCCCAGCCGAUACUCUCGCCGGCAGCGCUCACGCCUAUCGCCCUAGCGCCCGCCGCCAUCACGCGGACACCCGAGGGAAAGCCCGUCCGCAAGGGGUACGUGCCCGUUGAAGAGAAAAUACAGAAGGAACUGCAGGAGAUGAAGGACAGGGAGCACGAGCUGAAGAAGAUGAGGAGGAGGCAGAAGCCGUUCGACAUUGAGCUGAGCGAAAACGAGACGAGCUCGGAGUCGGAGGAGGAGUAUGGCGUGGUACCAGGCCGGCUGAAGGCCGCCAGGUCCAUCGGCGAGCUGUAUGCGGCGCUGGGCGACGAGGCGCGCUCGCCCUCGCCGCGCACCGGCUCCGGCCACGACUCGAUGGGUAGCCUCAAGCCGGCCAAGUCGUUGGCCGAACUGUGCGAGCUGGCGCCCGGCCAGGAGUUCCUAGCGCCGAGCUCGACGCGCCUCAUCGCGCAGUGGGAGUCCAUCAUCCAGCAGAAGCAGGAGGCGGGCGCCGCCUAGUGCGCCACGGGACGAUGUAUUAAGUUAAUCGUGUGAUCUACUCGUUACGUAACACAUUAGGUUGUUAAAAUUGUAAGUGUCCGGUGUGCGCGUGACAUCGUUCUGCGAGCUCGCAGGUCGGGGUGGCGUCGUCGGCGGCCGCUCCGAGAGGUUUCCCGCGGAUCGAUUGCGAGGUAAUCGAUUUCCCCCGGGCCGCGAACGCGGAGAGGUUAUCAUAUCGACAAUUAUCUCUCGCGCGAUGGAAAGCGUUCGACAUAUGGAGUCGUUUUCGAAGUGUGAGUAAAGUUGGCAAGUUUCUUUCUAUUGUUCGCGGCUGUCAGUUUCCGAAAGAGUUGUCGUUUUUGUGACGUCGCUUUCCCGCGCGCGGUGUCUGGCGGCGGCGCUGCGGCGGUAUUGUUCCCGCUUCCCGCGCGCCUCCGACACGCCCGCCUCGUCAAACUGUAACAUGUGUAAAAACCGACUAAUAGCCAUUGAAAUCGCUACUAGCUCUGUAUUGUCGUUUUAUUGUACUUAUAUAGAUUGCAUAGCGUUUCCGACCUCAGACGACUACAAAAAACGUCUCAUACUUUGCAAUCGCCUGUGUGCGUUUUAAUCACAACAUAUCAUGUUGAUUAUGACUGUAUCGUAUGUUUUGUGAAGAUAAUAUAUAAUAUGUGGUUUAAUGUCCAUAUAUAUUUUACGUGUUAUCAUUAAAUGUGAACUAUGGAUGGAAAAAACGAAAAUAUUAUAAAAUCAAGGAAAUUAAAUAAAAUCAUGUAAUUUUAUAUCAAAAUCUAUAAUUUAUCUAUUAACUAAGUUUUUAAGUCACUCUAUAUAAGAUUAUGAAUGUAUCGCGGGCCUUUAAAAUAUAAUGUAAUUAGUAAAUAUAUAAAAAAGAUUAUCUACUUAAUAAUAUAUGUUUUCAUGAAAGGAUCACGCCAUUUUUAUAUGUGUAGGUAAUUUCAAUAUUUAAUAGAAAUGAUAACGCACUGAUAGUAUACUGCCGCCGGCGGUUUUAUAAAUAUAUACUAUGCACAUAUGUUUCACACAAAUUAUUAUAUACAUAAUAAAAAGUUCCAACCUAACCUAACCUAACCUAACACAUUCCCUAGUCGUUGUCGGACUUUCAAAGAUAAUAAUAAUAUUUUAUUUAAAUAAAACUAAUAAUUACUGAUUUGCUACGUUUCAAACUACAAACGCUUGCUAUGGUUAACAUUCUUUUGUAAAUAAAUUAUACUUCGCACUUUAUUUAUUUUAUUUAUAUAGAAGAAAUUAAUUAUUAAUUAGAAAAACAAUUUUUAUACAAUUUUGUGUUUAAAUAAAGAUGAAAUUAUUUGCAUCGUAAAAGCAACUUACAACAAAGAAAUAUUAGGAAAACUAUUAAAAAUUGUAUAUUUAAAGUGUCAAUUAAUGUGCCUUAUUGUUGAAAAAAAAUAUCAUUGUUUUUGAGCAUAAUUUAUGGGAACUUGCACAAUUUCAUACAUUUUAAUUACAUUUAUUUUUUAAUAAUGAUAAAUCGAGUUUUUUUAUUGUAUUCACACAUUGUUGUGAACUAAUGUAUUAUACAAUGUAUGUUUUUAUACAAAUUACCUGCCAUAAACAUAAAUCAUUGAUUAAAACAAGGGCAAGUUUGAAAAUUUAUUAAAUUACAAUGUAUUAUUAAUGGACGUUUUAUAAAAACAACAAUUCCCAUAAAUAACUCAAUAUACAUGUUUCUUGUUAAAAAUCAUGUUAAUAUAUGUAUUAUACAUUUUCCUAUUUAUUAAAAUACAUAGAAAGUAACGAUGUGAUAUGAUAUAAUAAUGCCUUGAAAGUUGAUAGAAUAUUUUUAGUAUAUUUACUCGCGUCCUCGUGACCUUUUAAAUAUAAUAAUAUUGUAACAGAGUUUGUACACAUACAUUUACAAAUAGAGUAUUUAUAUUGUGCAUAGUAGAAUUAUUGUUAAAUUAUAUUAAGGUUUUUGCAAUAAACG
Molecule: messenger RNA, 3049 nt
Organism: Papilio xuthus (Asian swallowtail)
Lineage: Eukaryota; Metazoa; Arthropoda; Insecta; Lepidoptera; Papilionidae
Gene: mdu
Product: mitotic spindle positioning protein meduse
Exons: 2
Coding region: 199-1098 (299 amino acids)
Source: RefSeq, a predicted model, not a curated record